Iphiclides podalirius (scarce swallowtail) is the source of this 2157-nucleotide messenger RNA. The record is from the annotation of a GenBank genome assembly. Lineage: Eukaryota; Metazoa; Arthropoda; Insecta; Lepidoptera; Papilionidae.
AUGUGCAUCGAAGAAACACAAACGGACCCGCCGGCGCCGAAUACGAGUGAAGAGAGUGAUGUGCCAGAGAGUGAAGGCAGACUCUCAAUCGAAAGUUCCCCUAUGCGGCGUCGCAGGGGUGGAAUUCUCAAAGGAGGAAGACUUUGGAAAUCACUUGACAACGAUAAGGAGUAUAAUGAUCAGAAUGAAGAUCAGAGAUCAACGACCACUGCUAGUGACGAGGACGGAUCCGUUACUCCAAGGACUGUGCGCUUCGUAGAGCGACCCAAGGAGUCCAGUGAAGAUGAGAUGAUCUCAAUGAACGAGGCUAAUCCCGUGCAGACGUCAGAAGACGAAACCACUCCGCCGAAAGAGAACUCUACCGCCCACAGAUUUGAAACGCCAUUGAUUCUCACAAUUCAAACGCCGAAAGCAAACUCUGCUGUUCAGCAGUUAUUUAAUAGCAACCGACCACCGCCGCCAGCCAUAGAGCCACAACUAAUUACCUCUGAAACACUCAGAGCUUGGGACGCUGGUGUAAGACCAAAGGCAGAGGACGCUGCUGUGCGCCGGGUCGCAGAGAGAAACGCUCUCAGGUGCUCACUGUUGCGUAGCGAGGCUAGGAAGAAGCAACAGGCAAAGCAAGAAACAACCUCACUGGCCGAGCGUAUACGCCUCCUCACUUGCGACGUCGACGACGAGCCCGAAGAUCGUGCGUCGCCAGCCAGUGUCAGUGUGGACAAGUUUUCGAGCAGCAGUGACAAAUCCAGCGAGAAAUCGUUCAACAGCAUGGAUAAGAAUUGCGAGAAAGCCUUUGGGAGCGCUUCGUCGAGUUCGUCUUCCUCAACCUUGUCCGCACCUGUGCCUGUGCGUCAGCAGCCGCCAGACUUGGGCGACGUUCAUCAACCAAAGCCUAGACCGGAGCCACGUAAGCAGUUCCUAUCAACCCUGGCGCCACUGACUGCCUGCGUUGGCAGCGCUGCCCACCACGAGGGAUUCUACUACGUGCCGCCAAGCGCCAGAAAUUCCGCCUCAGCAGCUACCAAUAUUGACUUUCAAGAUCAUAACGAAGCCCCAGCACCCGAUGUUGUUGCAGGAACACCCGGAGCAAAUGACAGUGACGAUGGCCUCGCCGACUUUGCUAGAGCAUCAGCUCCAAGAACCGAGCGCAUUAAGCAACGAUACAGCCAAGAGUCGCAACCGGUUAGCAGCGAUGAUGAACACGACGAUUAUGGCUUCAAUCGACGGCCGGCAGUCCGAGGUAUCGCGGUUAAGCAACAACUCGCGACUUCGGAUGACAUCUUGCAACAGAUGCAGAACGAAUUGCAACCGUCCCCGAGUUCAAAUGCGUCUCACACACCCGUGCACGCUGGCCAACGUACUAACUCAAACUACUCUUGGCCGUAUUACUCUGAAGCCAAUCUCAAUUCCCGCCCGCAAAGUCGGACAAGCACCAAUUCCAGCUGGAUGAAGCCCACAGAGUACGUACAGUCUCGGCAAUGUACCAACAACGUUGUGCCACAGCAACAUUCAGAAGUCUGUCAGACCCAUUCACAAAACACAUACGGUCAAUAUCAACAAAGGCAGCAUGAGAACUUAUACAGAAACUGUUCACUUUAUGCUAACAUCGGGUGCUCUGACAGCAGCCAGGAGUUAUACAGCUCACAAACGAGCUCGGAGCAAACGUCGCCAGUACGCGCCGCCACGCGAUGUCGUCGCCCAGAGUCCCCACCACCGAUUCGAAGCCACCAUCAAUUGCUUUACGUGCCCUACAACAGCCACUACCACUAUCAACACGAUUAUCCGGCGCAUUGGGCUCCGAAUGAUUACAACCGGCAAGUUCACCCAUACUAUCAGCAGCAGUCCCGUAGCGGUACUGUUACACCACAGCCUAACACCACCCAACCGCAGCGGGCGCACUAUAGUCAUGCUCUUCAGUUACAAAACAUAUGCCCGGUUCCUGCAAGGUACAGGCCCGUGCCUGCACAACAACCCGGUGGCGGGAAACAAAUGAUUUGUUACUCAGAAAAGGUUGCAGCACCACUCUACCAACCCGCCCCUGGAUCCCCAUCUAGAUUGGCACGCGGGGCUCUAGAAGGAGGACCAUCAGGGAUACAGCCUCAAGCAGCUACAUCACCAGUAGCGCCAACAAAUCCAAUUUACUAUGCUAUGAACGUG